AUGGCCCCAAUGGUAUCUCAGCUUUCUUACUUUUCCAAUGUCGUCUCUCCUUGUUCUUCCCACUAUAUCUCUUGUUCAGGAAGUGUUUGGAUGAAGGUGUUUUUCCAUCAGUGUGGAAAAUUUGCUCUGUCAUUCCUGUUCUCAAGUCCUCUGAUACGUCUCUUGUUACCAACUAUCGUCCCAUCUCUAUAUCACCCGCACAUAGUUAAAAUAUUCGAAUGUAUCAUAUUCAACUAUUUGGGGUCCAAAUUAAAUCGCAUUCUUAUUCUUCAACAACACGGUUUUCGCAUUGGGAGAAGUACCAUUUCUUGUACUUUCUCUUACUUUAUUUAUGACUGCCUUUGUAGUGGCGCCCAAAUUGAUAUUAUUUUCACCGAUUUUUCAAAAGCUUUUGACACUGUUCCUCAUAACUUGCUUAUUAAUGAACUUGACCGUAUUGGUAUUGGAGAUUCUCUUCUUUCCUUGUUCCGUUCAUACCUAUCCAACCGUAAGCAGUUUGUUAAACUAAAUGAGGUUUCAUCUGGCUUAUCAGAUGUCACAUCUGGUGUUCCACAGGGUGGUCAUUUGAGUCCUUAA
Macrosiphum euphorbiae (potato aphid) is the source of this 576-nucleotide messenger RNA. The record is from the annotation of a GenBank genome assembly. Lineage: Eukaryota; Metazoa; Arthropoda; Insecta; Hemiptera; Aphididae.